Lecanosticta acicola is the source of this 1405-nucleotide messenger RNA. Lineage: Eukaryota; Fungi; Ascomycota; Dothideomycetes; Mycosphaerellales; Mycosphaerellaceae. The record is from the annotation of a GenBank genome assembly.
AUGGCGGGAAAGAUGAAGGCACUCCACUACGACGGCCCGUUCAAGGUGUCCGUGAAGGACAUUGACGUGCCCAAGAUCCAACAUCCCGACGAUGCCAUUAUCAAGGUCACAACCACCUGCAUUUGCGGUAGCGAUUUGCAUGUAAGUCUCGCUGUCCCAUUGUAGCAGAAGAAGUAGAUCCUGACGCCUGCGCUCCCAGAUGUACGAGGGCAGGACGGCAGCGGAGGCCGGCCUGGUCUUUGGACAUGAAAAUAUGGGUGUCAUCACAGAGGUCGGUCCCGGAGUGACCCUCCUGAAGAAGGGCGAUCGAAUUGUGCUGCCAUUCAACGUUGCAGACGGCCGGUGCAGGAACUGCGAGGAGGGCAAGACAGCAUUCUGCACAGGUGUAAACCCGGGCUUUGCGGGCGGCGCGUACGGCUACGUUGCAAUGGGUCCAUAUCAAGGAGGACAAGCUCAAUAUCUGCGUGUGCCGUACGCAGACUUCAACGGGUUGAAGCUCCCAGAGGGCACGGCGCAUGAGGCAGACUUUGCUCUUCUCGCAGACAUCUUUCCCACUGGAUGGUAAGUAACGGCAUAGAUGAGAGGCGCCCCUUUGCAUCGUCUUCGCCCAUUGGAAGGGCGUCUGAGAGGCUGCCACCGCUGUGCGAAGACGCUCGUGGUCUGAGACAUCUGCUGACCUUCCAUCACUCGAUUUUAGGCACGGACUCGUUCUGUCCGGGUUCAAGCCCGGCGAGAGUGUGGUCGUCUUCGGCGCAGGUCCAGUCGGUCUCAUGGCUGCAUAUUCUGGCAUCAUCCGCGGAGCCUCGAACGUCUUCGUCGUGGAUCAGGUCGAGGAACGCCUUGACCAAGCCAAGAAGAUCGGUUGCAUACCCAUCAACUUCAGAGACGGCGAUCCGGUGAAGGCAAUCAUCGAGAAGAACGGCGGAAUGGUCGAUCGAUCGGUAGAUGCAGUAGGAUACCAGGCCGUGAGCUCGGGCGGCAACAAGGAGCAGCCAAACAUCAUCUUGGACCAGAUGAUCAUGGUGACCCGGGCAUGCGGCGGCUUAGGUAUUCCGGGUUUGUACGUCCCAUCGGAUCCUGGUGCACCCGACGAGCAGUCCUCCAAGGGAAUGAUCUCCAUGCCAUUCGGAAAGCUAUUCGAGAAGGGACUCUCACUGGCUACUGGUCAAUGCAACGUGAAGGCAUACAAUCGGUACCUCCGCGAUCUCAUCAUUGCUGGCCGCGCGAAGCCGUCGUUUGUGGUAUCGCACGAACUAGACCUUGAGGAUGCUCCCAUGGCGUAUGUAUCGACGGUUCGCAUGUGUGGCUGGUGUGCUGACGUUCUCUGUGCAGGUACGAGAAGUUCGACAAACGUAUCGAGGGUUAUACCAAGGUCUUGCUGCACCCGAACGGCCCACUCGCAUAG